Umbelopsis ramanniana AG is the source of this 454-nucleotide messenger RNA. RefSeq lists its product as uncharacterized. The record is from RefSeq and is a predicted model, not a curated record. Bases 140 to 409 code for a protein of 89 amino acids. NCBI's taxonomy places the organism in Eukaryota, Fungi, Mucoromycota, Umbelopsidomycetes, Umbelopsidales, Umbelopsidaceae. The transcript has a single exon.
UCUAAGCGUAUCAUUCAUUUUGAUAGGGAAUGAAUACACCUGCCAACAAGAAAACCAACAGCGCUGGCGCCAAUAGACGAUAAUACCAAGACUUCCCCUCGUUGCUCCUCCUACAGAACAUCAUCCCCCUCAUCCAUCAAUGUCUAAUAACAUUACACUGCUUUCUUCUUCUGCCGCGACUUACAUAAAUCACCACCUUCUGUUUACUUACUGGAUCUCCUUUUUGUUUCAUUUCUUCGGUGCCUCUCAUAAUAACUUUGGCCUGCACUCUCUUUUAUUAUUGGUAGCAAAGCAGGAUCUCCUCCACUUUGAUCAACACUAUCUGUCAUAUCAUUUCAUUUCUGGUUUUUCUUUAUUCCUCAAUAGUAAUGAUCAACUUCACAAAAACGAUCACAAAAGCCUCAUUUGACAGUGUAUGGGACGGAGAAAAGGUUAAUCACAGACAAAUUUGCCU